AUGGCACUGACAAACUUUACUGAAGAUGAAAACCAGAAAAUAUUCUUAGAACUGUUCUGCGCGGUGGAGUUUAUUAGAGGUGUAGAUAGCGAGAUUAUCUUUCUCUCAGCUAUAAAUAUAUUUCUUUCCAUCACUGCAUUUCUGGGGAACACUCUGAUCCUAGUUGCCCUAUACAAGGAAACUUCACUUCAUCCGCCGUCCAAACUCCUGUAUCGUAACCUGGCGAUAACUGAUCUCUGUGUUGGUAUCAUUGUGGAGCCAGUGGCUGUGACUUAUUGGACUUCUGUUGUGAAAGAAAGAUGGGAUAUUUGCUAUUAUUCACUUCGGACAGCAGCUUUCUCAGGUUAUACUUUGUGUGUAGUGUCUUCAUUAACAUUGACGGCAAUAAGCGUGGACAGACUUCUCGCCUUGUUGCUGGGGCUCAGAUACAGACAAGUUGUAACUUUGAGAAGAACGAGUAUAACUGUGUUAGGUUUUUAGAUUUUGUCCAUCGUUGGUGCAUCUACCAUUAUUUGGAGUCUAUUUAUAACCACAUGGUAUCUACGCAUAGUUACAGCUUUGUGUCUAGUCAUUAUAAGCUUCGCUUACACAAAAAUUUUCUGUACUCUGCGUCAUAACCAAAUUCAUGUUCAGAACCAUGUUGCUCAAGGACAACCGAGCCAAGCAAUUCCAUUGAACAUAGCUCGAUACAGAAAGGCAGUCUACAGUGCACUGUGGGUGCAGGGAACAUUUGUUGUUUGUUAUCUGCCGUUUACUAUAGCGGUCGCUUUGAUGCCUCAAAGAGGGAUACCUAUAUCUGCAUAUCGUGCUUGGCAUUUUACGGUUACCUUAGUUCAUUUGAACUCGUCUUUAAAUCCCUUGCUGUACUGUUGGAAGAUCAGUGAAGUACAACAAGCUGUGAAAGAAACAUUAAGGCAACUCUUCGGUCGAUCGAGUUAG
Messenger RNA from Porites evermanni, 939 nucleotides. The record is from the annotation of a GenBank genome assembly. Lineage: Eukaryota; Metazoa; Cnidaria; Anthozoa; Scleractinia; Poritidae.